GCGACUGGCCCAUCCUCCCCAGUAGCCCCAGAGCUCCUCCCUCGCAGGCCCUCGGGUGGCUUGCAGGAGGCCUCCGUGUAACCAUGGCUUUGCCCGGUAAAGAUUACCCAAGGGACCGGCCUGCUUCUGCCUUGCAACGCGGGGCAGUUUGGAGGGAAGGCGCUUUCCGGCGAAGGCACCCAUGCAACCGUCCAGGGAGUUGGCUGCUUCUGCUCUGUCCCGGCUCCGUUCUCUGCUUGCGGGGCAAAAGGGGCGGCUGCGGCCGACGGGUUGCGCAGAGCCGGGAGAAGGCCGCCGCCCGAGGACGCGGCGCCGAAGGAGACGAGCCCGCCCUGCCCUGCAGGGGGCGCUGUGACGCCUCCCCGCGCGCGGCUCAUGCGUAUUCAGCCCGCUUUGUCCGCGCGACAGAGGGGGGCGGAGCCAGCCGGGAACCGCGCGUCCUGCGUCCGCGGGCUAGCCGGAAGAGCCGCGGCAGGAGCGGCGGCGACUGGCAGCAGGAUCUCCGCGAGGAUAAACGGUGGUGGGCCCUUUCCGAGCAGCACGUUGGAGCUGAACCGGGACCGCAGCGCAGCAGGUUAGGCGCCAUGUCGACCGAAGCUGCUGAGCUGAUGGAUGAGCCUGAGAGCCAUUCUUACGAGGAGGAAGAGGAGGAGGAAGAGGAGGAGGAGGAGGACAAUACCAGUCCCGCAGACCUCUCUGAGCUGCUGAAAGAAGGGACAAAGGAGGCCCAUGACCGGGCUGAGAACACUCAGUUUGUCAAAGAUUUCCUGAAGGGACGCAUCAAGAGGGAGCUCUUCAAGCUGGGCACAGCAGCCCUUUACUUCACAUACUGUGCGCUGGAGGAGGAGAUGGAGCACAACAAGGACCAGCCCAGCUUUACUCCUCUGUAUUUCCCUUUGGAGCUGCACCGGAAGGAAGCCUUGGCAAGAGACCUGGAGUACUUGUAUGGGGAAGGCUGGGAGGAGAAGAUCCAGUGCUCAGAAGCCACUCAGCGCUACGUGGAUCGCAUCCAUCAUGUUGGGCAGCAUGAGCCGGAGCUCCUGGUGUCCCAUGCUUACACCCGCUACAUGGGGGACCUUUCUGGGGGUCAGGUGCUGAAGAGGGUGGCCCAGCGGGCACUGAAGCUGCCAAGCACUGGAGAAGGGAUCAACUUCUACAUGUUUGAAAACAUUUCCAACCCCCAGCAGUUCAAGCAGUUCUACCGAGCCCGGCUCAACGCCCUGGAUGUGUCCCAGGAGACCAAGGAGAGGAUUGUCAAGGAGGCCAACAGGGCCUUUGAAUUCAACAUGCAGGUCUUUGAGGAGCUGGACAAGAUUGGGGCUUUGUUACCAGAAGAAGCCCAAGAUGGCGGCCUCCCAAUGCAUGACGGGAAGGGAGACAUGCGCAAGUGCCCGUAUUAUGCCUCGAAACCUGCUGGCUCCAAGGACACUGCCUGCCCCUGCCACCUUGCCCUGGCUGCCCUGAAGCAGCCCACCGUCCAGCUGGUCUUGGCAGCCUGCGUUGCAGUCACUGCUGGCAUUGCAGCCUGGUACGUGAUGUGAGGCUGGGCACCGGCUGUCUGUUGGCUCUUGAAGAAAUUGCUCCUUUUUUCCAUUGACAUGUGGACUUUUAAUGCCGGAUUUAAUUGAGGAAACAUUAAACCCAAAUCUAGUGUACAAA
Crotalus tigris (Tiger rattlesnake) is the source of this 1659-nucleotide messenger RNA. It is a transcript of the gene HMOX2, whose product is annotated as heme oxygenase 2. NCBI's taxonomy places the organism in Eukaryota, Metazoa, Chordata, Lepidosauria, Squamata, Viperidae. Gene Ontology annotation, molecular function: heme binding; heme oxygenase (decyclizing) activity. Gene Ontology annotation, biological process: heme catabolic process; heme oxidation; response to oxidative stress. The transcript has 6 exons. The coding region runs from base 84 to 1541 and encodes 485 amino acids. The record is from RefSeq and is a predicted model, not a curated record.